AUGUCAGCUACAUUAGCUUCAUUAUCAUCGUUCAACUUACAACAACUUCAAGUGAAAUUUCCUCAAUUACUUACCGAAGCUGAAAGACAAUUACCUGAGGAAAAGAGGAACGAGGUUUUUAGAGCUAAAAUGAUGAAUUUUAUGAGAAAUAGUAGUAACGCUAAGUCACAACCUCAAUCACAACCACAACCUAUGUCUCAACAACCUCCUUCUCAACAGCAAUCACCUAUGCAACAACAACAGCAGCAGCCACAACAGCAACCUCCUGUACAUCAACAACAGCUGUCAACCGUACAGCAGCAGCAACAACAGAGGCAAGGCCAAGUCCUACACCCACAGCAACAAAAUGGUCAAAUUCAGAUAAAUCAGCAGCCUCCUCCGCAACAGCCUCUGCCAAUGCCACUACAACAGCAGCAGCAACAACAACAGAUGCAACAACAACAACAGAUGCAACAACAACAAAUGCAACAACAGCAACAACAGCCACAGAAACCUAGUCCGAUGAUGAACCAACAAAACAUGAUGAAUCCACAACAGCAACAACAACAGGUCCAGGCUCAGGCUCAGCCUCAACAACCCAUGAACAUGCAGAAUCAAGCUUCAUACCAAGAUCAAAUGCGCUCCCAACAGCAUACACAGCAACAACAGCAUCUAGCUAACAUGCUCGAGAAGUCACAAAGAUUACAACAGCAAACUGUGCAAGCUCAAGCUCAAGCUCAACAGCAGAUUCAACAACAGCCUCCUCUUCCUCCUCCACAGCUUCAGACCCCCCAACAACAGCAACAACAGAUAAUGCAACCGAUCUCCCAUCCUACCCCCGCAUCAAUCGCAGCCGCCUCCCCUCAAAAUCACCCCCAUUCAUCUCCCCAAAUGAUUCGCCAGUCUCCCACCACCAACCCCAGCAGGACGGCGACAGGCAUGAAUGGUAUAAAGACUCUAGUUGACAAUUUCCCAAAGUUGUUGGAGUUGAAGAGAACAGGGAAGUUAGGUCCGGAACAAGAGAGAUUGUUUGAUACAUUCAUUGGAAGUCCCGAAGGUCGAAAUCAUCUCGAACGGUUCAACGCACAUCAAGCUCGAACACUCGUAGAAAGCGGUCUUGCGAAUCCUAUCACCCUGCCUCAUGGCGUGCAACAAUCCCAACAGACACCGAUGAUGAACGGUAUGCAACUUCCUCUUGCGACACAACAACAGAUGGCUGCGUUGCAGCAGCAGCAACAGCAGCAGCAGUUUCCGCCUAAUGCCCAAAUUGCUCUUCAAGCUCAAAUACAACAACAAUUUCCUAAUGGCAUUCCACCCGGAGUCCCUCAGCAACAUAUGGGCAAUCAACAACAACAACAACAAAUUCAGCAGAUGCAGCAAAGUCCUCAGUUGAAUCAACAGCAAUUGCAUCAGAUGCAGCUUCAGAGAUUAGCUGCUGCUCAAGCCCAAGCUGCCCAAGUUGCUCAAGCUCAAGUCCAAGCUCAGACUCAAGCGCAAGCUCAAGGUCGAACACCGAUGCAGAAUCUUGCUCAAUUACCUAAUAACGUGAAUUUGACUCAAGCUCAAGUUCUCGCUCGAGCACAAGCUCAAACUCAAAUGCUUCAACAAGGACAAAUGCCAAUGAACGGUCAACUUCUACAAGACUUCCAACAACAAGUCCCACAACAACAACAGCAACCUCCUAAUUUCGGAUCUCAAAGACCACCUGUACCAAAUGUCAUGCAGCAAUUACAGAACAAUAUACAAGCGGCUACAAGUAGGAUGCCACCUGACAAGCAAGGGAAUAUCAGGGCGGUAUUGAUGAGGAUCGCGGCAAUGAAUGAUCAACAAAGAGAGCAGACAUUCGCCAACAAUGCUCCAUACCGACAGUUGUGGAAUCAGGUCGCAGGAUUCUCUCAAGCCGCGGCCGCUCAGCAGAUCCAAGCUAAUCAACAUCAGGCUUUGCAAGCUCAAGCUCAAGUUCAAGCCCAAGCCCAGGCGCAGAUUCAGGCUCAGGCUCAAGCACAAGCACAAGCGCAGGGUUUACCUCUGCCUCAUCAAGGGGUUUCGAGUCCUCAUGUCAAUUCUGGAGCAGGACCUAGUACGCCCAAUACGCAAUCGAGACCUAAUUCGUCUACCCCUAAUUUCUCCCAAACCAAUGUUCCCAAUCUCCACAUACCCGCAAGCAAACAACGCAAUCUUGCUCAAGCCCAGAAUCAAGGCCAAACACCAGUUCAGGUUGCAGCAUCUCCACAGAUGAGACCUCCCGUUCCACAAGCCGCUCAGGUUCAAGGUCAAGCUCAACAGCAACAAGCUCAGAUAGCAGCUGCUCAGGCUGGUAUGAUUCAAAGAAUGAUCCAAUCUGGUAUUCCAGUUGCUCAGGCAGUACAAAACGUUAGAGCACAUCAACAGCAGCAGCAGCAGCAGCAGCAGCAGCAGCAGCAGCAGCAGCAGCAGCAGCAGCAACAACAGCAACAACAACUUGGAAUAGCAAAUGGAGCGCCUAAUAUCCCUAAUGGAGGAGUAUUACAACCACAACUCAAUGGAAUACCUCCCAAUCAAAAUCAGAUCCAUGCAGCAAACAUCACGCCUGGAAUGCUGAUAGCGCAAUUUGAUCGCAACGAUGCGUCGAGACCACCAAUCAGAAUGGAUUCCAUCAGACAAUCAUCAGAUCUAGCUGUACCACAAAUGGAUAAAUCUCAGUCGUUAUUGGCCAAAGCGAAUUAUCAACCUACGCCCGAAAGCGACAUACUGCUUCGUGAAAAGUUGAAUGCAUUCCAACCUACUAUCAAAGCUUCGGGCAGAGGUACAAUGGGAAUUAAUAGAGUUUUAGGUGAAGUCGUGUUCGAGAAGAUCCCAGAAAAUAUAAAAGCUAUAUUGGAUGAAGCCGAAGCUGAAGAUGAGAGUGAUGAAAAAGAAAUGACUGUUAACGAUAGUAUUGGAUUACCUGGAAGCAAGAAAAGAAAAGUUCAGGAGCUAGCUGAAGGUAUAGAUAAAGCUCUCCUGAUUGAUCGUGAUGUGGAAACUCUUGUACUCCAAAUCGCCGAUGAACACAUUGAUCUUGUUUCUCAAGUCAGCUGUAGUUUGGCUAAACAUCGUAAAAGUGAAACAAUUGAUCGUAAAGACGUGCAAUUGGCCUAUGAGAAAGUACAUGGUCGAAGCAUACCUGGAUUCUCAUCUGAUUUGAUACGACUUGAUCAAGCUCGAUCAUCUCGUGUUCGACCUGUAAAUCCACAACGACUCGUCAAGCUGAAAUUGGUUAGUGAAGCCAAAGCAGCAUGGAGAAAAGGCAAAGAGAAGAAGGAUGAAGAGCCUAUAUCAGAAGAGGUCAACGAGGACGCCAAACCGAAUCAAAACGAAUAUGGCAUCCAAAAUGUAGAUCAGGACCAUCCAGACAAUUCAACUAUUGAAGAUGGCGUCGCCAAUGGCGAUGCUUUGAUUGAUGAGCCAAUACGGAAAAGCCUACCGCCAGUGAACAUGAGUGCGGGUGGAAUUGGAACAAUCAAUGGUUUCGGUAAUCCUGAAGGUGUACCUGUAGUGGCCUGA
Messenger RNA from Kwoniella shivajii, 3504 nucleotides. RefSeq lists its product as uncharacterized. Gene Ontology annotation, cellular component: transcription factor TFIID complex; SAGA complex; SLIK (SAGA-like) complex. The record is from RefSeq and is a predicted model, not a curated record. Gene Ontology annotation, molecular function: DNA binding; protein heterodimerization activity; TBP-class protein binding. The coding region runs from base 1 to 3504 and encodes 1167 amino acids. Gene Ontology annotation, biological process: DNA-templated transcription initiation; RNA polymerase II preinitiation complex assembly. The transcript has 6 exons. NCBI's taxonomy places the organism in Eukaryota, Fungi, Basidiomycota, Tremellomycetes, Tremellales, Cryptococcaceae.